AUGGCGCCCAACUCUCCCACAGCCCCCUUCCCGCUCUACCUCCUCCCGCGCAUCCCCUUCCGUCGCCGCCGCAGCUCUGCGCAAUCAACAUCCACCAUCUCCACCUCCCCUCCAACAUGCCCUUCCUCCUCACCCCCAGCCCUAUCGUCUUUCCUGACCACGACCCCAACCACAAACCUGCGCUGCACAAAGUGCCUCGCCGACCUGAUCCCCACCGCAUCUAUAGUCAGCAAAGGCUUCACCGGCCGCCACGGGCGCGCCUACCUCGUCGCCCCACCGCCGCCCUCCUCACUACAGCACCCCCCGUCAGCGAGCAGCAGUGGAGACGUGCCAUGGCACCCGCGCGACCUGCCCAACACAUUCACGCAUAAACCUGUUGCGCGCCAGCUGGUGACGGGCGCACACACUGUAUCCGACAUUAGCUGUCGCUGCUGCGGCAGCAUCCUGGGCUGGAAGUACGUCCAUGCCGAGGAGGAGACGCAGCGGUACAAGAUCGGCAAGUUCAUUCUCGAGACGCAGCGCGUGGUCAAGAAUGCGAGUGCGUGGGAGGAGGCAUGUCAGGACGGAAGAGUCGAUGGUGAGGACAGCGUGCUUGGAGAUUUAGAGGCAGCGCAGGCGAGUGCAGAAGUCGAGUUUGAUUCGCAGGAUGAAGACGAGUGCGAGGAUCUGUUUAGUGGGAUUUGGAGCCCGGAGUUGGCGCGCAAGAGGAGGCGGAAUAGGACUUUCCGCCCGCAGUGA
Ascochyta rabiei is the source of this 738-nucleotide messenger RNA. RefSeq lists its product as uncharacterized. The transcript has a single exon. NCBI's taxonomy places the organism in Eukaryota, Fungi, Ascomycota, Dothideomycetes, Pleosporales, Didymellaceae. The record is from RefSeq and is a predicted model, not a curated record. Bases 1 to 738 code for a protein of 245 amino acids.